Zychaea mexicana is the source of this 2065-nucleotide messenger RNA. RefSeq lists its product as uncharacterized. Gene Ontology annotation, molecular function: cysteine-type deubiquitinase activity; cysteine-type endopeptidase activity. The transcript has 6 exons. Gene Ontology annotation, cellular component: cytosol; nucleus. NCBI's taxonomy places the organism in Eukaryota, Fungi, Mucoromycota, Mucoromycetes, Mucorales, Lichtheimiaceae. The record is from RefSeq and is a predicted model, not a curated record. Bases 47 to 1837 code for a protein of 596 amino acids. Gene Ontology annotation, biological process: protein deubiquitination.
AAAAAAAAUCUUUUUUUUUUUUUGGGACCAUAACUUAGUGCCGGCCAUGACCAAACCGUUCAACUUCCACCCAAAAAAUAAUCAUAAACGCCAGUACAAACCAAACCUCGAUCGCAACCGGAUACAAAAGAACGAUCGACAAAGCAGUACAUACAAUCAUAAUAAACCGAAUUCCGAUUCUUACCGUCGCAACAACUAUAACAACAACAACAACAACAACAAUAACAAUAAAAAUAAUUACAUUCACAGAAAAGCACCACAAUCGAAGCACCAAGUGAAUGAUCGCGGCCGAUCCCAGCCCAACAAUCAAGUUUCCCAAGUCAAAUUACCGUUGUUCGAUAAGAAUCGGCUGCAGCAACGGUGGGUAUCGGGACAACGAGUGGGUCCUGGUCUCAUAAACGGCCAAAACACAUGUUUCUUAAAUUCGGUCUUGCAGUGUUUGACGUACACGCCACCGCUUGCACAGCACCUACUAUCAUCCAACCAUAAAAAGCAAUGCAAGAUGGCAGGCUAUUGUGCUCUUUGUGCCAUGGAAACCCACGUCUACCGAGUUUUCAAAGAGGCUAAAGGCGGCGUGCGUGGGGCAGCAAUAUUACCAAAGUACUUUACUGCCAACCUUCAAGCUCUCUCUCGAACACUCAGACUGCGUCGACAGGAAGAUUCGCACGAAUUUUUAAUGUUUUUGUUUACUGCAUUCCAAAAAUCGUUACUGAAUGGAUUAGGCAAAGUGAGUCCCAAGGUGGAGGAAUCAACUAUGCUACAUGGCAUCUUUGGAGGUCGUGUCCAAUCCCAAGUCCGCUGUCACAGCUGUCAAGCAAAAUCCAAUACAUACGAAGCAUUUCUUGAUCUAAGUGUCGACAUCCAUCGCGCAUCGUCUUUGGAUAAGGCAUUAAGCAAUUUCGUAAAGGCGGAUCUGAUUGGUGGCCGGGAUCCAGAUAGCAAAUACAAUUGUGAAAGUUGCAACCAGAAAGUCAAUGCUGGCAAGCAAGUGACUAUACGCGAUCUACCAAUGAUGCUGGCCGUUCAUUUGAAGCGGUUCACUUUUGAUUUGCAACGUGGAUAUAUGCGAAAAGUUUCGGAUCGGAUACAAUAUCCGGAAGUGCUUGACAUGGCACCGUACGUCAGUGCUGAGGAGAGGAAAAAGAUCCAAGGCAAAUCGAAAUAUCGAUUGUAUGGUGUAUUAGUGCAUUUGGGUGGCAGUUGCAACUCUGGACAUUACUACGCUUAUGUAAAGAAUUCGGAUGGACAGUGGUACCAGAUGGAUGAUGAAAUGGUCGAAAAAGCUUCGUUGAAGGAAGUUCUUUCCCAGCAGGCGUAUAUGCUUUUCUAUGCGCGAGAAUCGGUCUCUUCAUCUCCAUCACCGAACAACUCAAAAAAUGUCCAAGACAGCACGAAGCAAGCCAGUUCAGCAGAAAAACUUGAACAGGUGUUGCCGAAGAAGAAGGAUGUGGAAGAACCAACCCAAACGCUGGAGGGCAGCGUCCUAGGAAAGCGAAAAGACAGCGACGAUUCAAGGGAUUCAUCGUCCGACUCAUCACCCAUUAAACAUACCAAGAAAACGGCAAGCAGCAACAAGGACGAUGACGAUGAUAUGGUAUGUGACCGUCAUCAAUCUUGGUAUGUACGGUCAACGGAUCUGCCUUUCAGAUCGCUUCGCGGAAAUUUGUCUCCGCCCACCUUCAGUGCCGCAAUCAGUGAUCCAAGUGCUUGGACUGUUCGAUCUGCUGGUAAUGACCUAGUAGCCAAGCAGGAUGAGCAGGAGAACCCGAAUAAAACGACUAUUGGCACCAAAUACCAGAGGAGGCUUGUUCCAUGGACUGUUUCGGACGGUCGGUAAAGUUUACCCUUGGAUUCCUCACCCUCGAACAUUGCACUCCAUCUAUCAUUCAUCGUGAUGUACAUAUGCAUUCUCCCGCAUCUCCCCUUGCCAAGUCGUUAAUCAUUCUAUCUUUGUUCAUUUGUCUCCAAUCCCUUCUUCUUAACGAAUUCGCUUUCCACUCAUUCAAAGUAGUUCUAUUAUCUAUUUCAUAGAUCAAAAUUAAAAACGUAUUCUCAAACGUUCUGG